Gorilla gorilla gorilla (western lowland gorilla) is the source of this 2646-nucleotide messenger RNA. It is a transcript of the gene RHBDD3, whose product is annotated as rhomboid domain containing 3. The transcript is spliced from 4 exons. NCBI's taxonomy places the organism in Eukaryota, Metazoa, Chordata, Mammalia, Primates, Hominidae. The coding region runs from base 1289 to 2458 and encodes 389 amino acids. The record is from RefSeq and is a predicted model, not a curated record. Gene Ontology annotation, cellular component: membrane. Gene Ontology annotation, molecular function: serine-type endopeptidase activity; protein binding.
CACACAGCCCCAGGACCACCCUUGACCGUCCUCAACCAAGCGAUGCAUGCCAGGGGCCCCCAUGGCCAACUGUCCCCGGCACUGCCUCUGGCCUCCUCAGUCCUGAUGCUGCUGAUGAGCACCCUGUGGCUGGUGGGGGCCGGCCCCGGCCUGGUCCUGGCCCCGGAGCUGUUGCUGGACCCCUGGCAGGGUGAGGGCCAGCCACGUGGACCUUGGAGGAAGCAGGAGACUUGCUGUAGGGCCUGGGCCCAGUUGGCAGGAGCAGCACAAGGCCUCCAGGGGUCAAACAGGGAUGGGGCCCAGUGUCCCGGGGAAGCAUGGCCUUAGACAGGAGCAUGCCCAGCACAUCCACAGCCAAGAAGGGAGGCAGAGGACUCCCUAGGGUGGGCUGGAACCUAUGGGUAGGAGUGCUUUUCUCAUGGUUUCCCUUUCUAGCAGCUUUUCCUUGAAAUAAGAACUAAGGCCAGGUGGCUGACACCUGUAAUCCCAGCACUUUGGGAAGCUGAGGCAGGUGGAUCACUUGAGGUCAGGAGUUCGAGACCAGCCUGGCCAACAUGGUUAAACCCUGUCUCUACUAAAAACACAAAAAUUGGCCGGGUGCAGUGGCUCACACCUGUAAUCCCAGCACUUUGGGAGGCCGAGGCGGGCAGAUCACGAGGUCAGGAGAUUGAGACCAUCCUGGCUAACACGGUGAAACCCCGUCUCUACUAAAAAUACAAAAAGAUUAGCCGGGCGUAGUGGCGGGUGCCUGUAGUCCCAGCUACUCGGGAGGCUGAGGCAGGAGAAUGGCGCGAACCUGGGAGGCGGAGCUUGCAGUGAGCCGAGAUCGCGCCACUGCACUCCAGCCUGGGUGACAGAGUGAGACUCCAUCUCAAAAAACAAAACAAAACAAAAAAACAACUAAGACUUUCAACUAAGCAUGAGGAUGGGAGGAGGGGGUGUUGGGGGUUUGAGGAGUGACCUCAGCUGAGCACCUGUUUCCCAAUAAUAACUCCUCCAAUUUGUAUUUGAGGACCCCCAAUGAUGCUCAGAGAGGUUAAGUGAUUUGACCAGGGUCACACAGCUUGAGGGAAUGGGGUAGCUCCAGGAUUGAAGCAGGCCAUUUCAUGCUCUCAGCCAGGUAUGAUUUAGUAAAUACAGAAGCAGAGUACCUUCAUGGUGUCUGGGACGUAGUGAGUGCUCAGUAGCGGGUUGUCAGUGAAAAGACUGAGUGGCACGUCCAGUGUGUUCUGUUUAAUACCACAGAGGCAUAGCCACAGUGUUUGGAAGUCCUUGGUCCCUUCCACCAAUGAUUAAGUGCUGGCUGUGGGCAGACUGGCUCCUGGGGAGGGGAGGUGGGCUCAGCAGGUGGCCCUGGUGUAGGGUAACCUUCAACCUGGCACACCUGGGACAGCCUUGGAUGUUGGGGCCACUAACCUGGCACAUAAGCCCCUUCUCUCUCCCAGUGCACCGGCUGCUGACCCAUGCCCUGGGCCACACGGCCCUGCCGGGCCUGCUCCUGAGCCUGCUGCUCCUGCCCACUGUGGGCUGGCAGCAGGAGUGCCACCUGGGCACGCUGAGAUUCCUGCAUGCCUCAGCCCUGCUCGCCCUGGCUUCUGGGCUGCUGGCAGUGCUGCUGGCAGGCCUUGGGCUGUCCAGUGCAGCCGGCAGCUGUGGAUACAUGCCUGUCCACCUGGCCAUGCUGGCUGGGGAGGGACACCGCCCUAGACGGCCCCGUGGGGCACUGCCACCAUGGCUGCCACCGUGGCUGCUGCUUGCCCUGACCCCACUGCUCAGCUCUGAGCCACCCUUCCUGCAGCUGCUUUGCGGCCUCCUUGCCGGCCUGGCCUAUGCAGCUGGGGCCUUCCGGUGGCUGGAACCCUCAGAGCGACGGCUGCAGGUGCUGCAGGAGGGCGUCUUGUGCAGGACCUUGGCGGGGUGCUGGCCCCUGAGGCUCCUUGCCAUCCCGGGCAGCCUGGCGGAGCUGCCUGUCACCCAUCCUGCCGGAGUGAGGCCUCCCAUCCCUGGACCGCCUUAUGUGGCCUCCCCUGACCUCUGGUCCCACUGGGAAGACUCAGCCCUGCCCCCACCAAGCCUGAGGCCUGUGCAGCCCACCUGGGAGGGCUCCUCAGAGGCAGGCCUGGACUGGGCUGGGGCCAGCUUCUCCCCAGGGACUCCGAUGUGGGCGGCCUUGGAUGAGCAGAUGCUGCAGGAGGGCAUCCAGGCCUCGCUUCUUGACGGGCCAGCCCAGGAACCCCAGAGCGCACCAUGGCUGUCCAAGUCCUCUGUCUCCUCUCUGCGGCUGCAGCAGCUGGAGCGCAUGGGCUUCCCUACGGAGCAGGCGGUGGUGGCACUGGCAGCCACAGGCCGUGUGGAGGGUGCCGUGUCACUGUUGGUUGGAGGACAAGUGGGCACUGAGACCCUGGUGACCCAUGGAAAGGGUGGGCCUGCCCACUCCGAGGGUCCUGGGCCUCCCUAGCCCAGGCAGAGAGUGGGGCACAGGCAGGCCCUUGGGUGCUAAGGGCUGGGCUGCAUGUGGGUAGCCCGAGCUCCUGCUCUGUCUAAAGAGGGCCACAGUGGGGAGCAGGGGCACCUCUGGAGGCAGGAGAGGCCCCCCAGCAUGCUGCCCUAGUACGUGUUUAGAAUAAAAACCAGUUUGUUUUUCAA